Messenger RNA from Rotaria sp. Silwood1, 1929 nucleotides. The record is from the annotation of a GenBank genome assembly. Lineage: Eukaryota; Metazoa; Rotifera; Eurotatoria; Philodinida; Philodinidae.
AUGAUGAAUCGUUUUGAUGAUGAUAUCGAUACUUCAUUUAAGAGGCUUCGACCUGUUUAUGCUUAUCGCAGUGAAAAACUUGUUCCAAUUGAAAAAGCACUUGAACCUAUCGAGUCUCAAAUUGAUGAAUUACCUUAUUACAUAAAGAUAGCUAAACGACACUGUCACUUUCCAUCAGAACAUGGACUAACACAUGAUCAAUCAGCUGCUGUUUACAUCUAUACUAUGGAAUGGGGUGAUACUACUUUGAAUCGUGUAUUAAAUAGAGCAUUACGAUGCGAAAAUCGCCAAGCAUUAAAGGUAUGGUUUCCCUAUCUCAAGUUAUUUGAUACAGCAUUGGAUAUAUUACCUACUGUCAAAGAAGUAGUAUGGAGAGGUGUACCACUUAAUAUUGGCAUGAACUUUACCAAAAAUCAAAUUGUAACAUGGUGGAGUGUUAAUUCAUGUUCAUCGUCAGUGAAUGUUAUCAAAGAUUUGCUUGGCAAUAAAAAAGAUUCAACGCUUUUUCUAAUUGAAGCUGUUAGUGGAAAAAAGGUUUCUGGAUAUACAGAAGAUGAAAAAGAAGAUGAAGUUAUUUUACGAAUAGGUUCACAAUUUCGCGUGAAGAGUGAUCAAUUAGAUAAAUCGAACGAUUCACACCUUGUGCAUUUAAUUGAAAUUGAUGACAACAAUGAUCAACCAUUAGCAUCGGCUAUGAAUGACAUGAAACCGGCAGCAGCAGCACAACCAUCAAUGAAAACUACAUCGAACAGCUACUCAUCCGAUGAUAAUGAAACACGAAACAAAGCAACAGAAAAUGUUUUACAAUAUGUUAAUCAAUUUCGACAACCUGAUGAUGAUGAUGAUAAUGUUGAAGAAGAAGACGAAACGCAUGAUGAUGAUCAACAAGCAGAUCAAUUCAAUGGAUCACAACAACCUGUAUUAACCCCUCCUAAUCCAUCGCCACCUACCGUUACACCUCUCUUAUCAACAGCUGUACCUCCUUCAAUACAACAAGUAGCACCACCUGUUAAAUCUCAAGCACCAUCAUUACCACACCCACACUCUACACCCUCGAUAGAUGAUAUCGGUGAUAUUAAACCAGACACACUUGUUGAAUAUAGGAAAUUGUCAAGAGAAGCUCAGCAAUAUGAACAACUUUAUUCAACAAUAGAUUCUACACGUAAAAAACAAUUAGGAUCUUGUAUAAAAAAUAUUAUGAAUAAAUUACGUAAAGAAACAUUUCAAACAUCAACAAUUGAAUUAUUUGACUUUUUAUGUGGACAAGGAACAGAAGUCAGUAAUCAAAGUAUUCGUAUAUCAAAUGAAGAAGAACGUUUAUUAUGUUUAUCUAUGCUUGCAACACUUAUUCUUGCACAAUUACCUGGUCGUGGUUUAACUGAUAUAAAAACAGAAAUUUUCUUACCAUUAAUUGGUAUUCUUAGUCAAAACCAACGAAAUCAAGAAUUUCGUAUUAUUUUUCUUGAUCAUUUACAUAAAAAAUGUCCAUAUACAGUACCAUUCUAUCCAAAACGACAACCAAAUAUGAAUGAUAAACAAUAUUUAGAAGUUAUAGGUUAUAUUGAAAAACAAGAUGAUGAACAACGUCGUUUAGAAACUGAAACUGAAUUUCUUACUCGAAUGAAUGGACUUGUUCGAUUAUUUUGUAAAUUACUUGUUAGUCAUGGUCCACCAUUUGAUAAAGAUUUAACAUUUGCAUGGAAAUGGUUGUCUGAUGUUUUAAAUUUACCACCGAAACCAAAUAUAACAUCAGUUUUAAUAUGUGUUUUUCUUGAAGAAGCCGGUGAAAUUAUGAUGAAAGUAUAUUCAACACAAUUUCCAAAAAUAAUUAAAGCUAUUCAAACACAUUAUGUACCACGUUUAGAAAAGAAAACAAGUGAUGAUCAAAUUACAAGACUUCGUUUAGUUUUAGAUAAGCUUCACAAAUAA